Messenger RNA from Dermacentor andersoni, 910 nucleotides. RefSeq lists its product as uncharacterized. The record is from RefSeq and is a predicted model, not a curated record. Gene Ontology annotation, biological process: regulation of DNA-templated transcription. Gene Ontology annotation, molecular function: DNA-binding transcription factor activity, RNA polymerase II-specific; RNA polymerase II cis-regulatory region sequence-specific DNA binding. Lineage: Eukaryota; Metazoa; Arthropoda; Arachnida; Ixodida; Ixodidae.
GUUUUUCAUUGUGCAGGACCAAAGCAGUCAUCCUGCCCAAAAGCAACUGAGGAUGACAAGUUGCAACAAGGACACCUCUACCGUGGUGAUAGCGGUGACUAUGAAACUGGAAAACUGUCCGAUCUGAAAACGUACAUUAGGGUCCACACAAAGGAGCAGCGAUUUCAUUGCCAAUCGUGUGAUCGGAGAUUCUCAAAGAGAGCCUUUCUAAUUAGUCAUUUGCGCGUUCACUCAGGCGAGAAGCCAUUUCAAUGCGCUUCAUGCUCACUGAGCUUCUCGCAAAAGGCCACUCUUAACAGACACCUGCGUGUUCACACGGGCGAGCAGCCUUUUCAGUGUCAUUUGUGCCCUCAGAGCUUCUCACAGAGAUCCAACCUGAAUGCUCAUUUACGUAUCCACACAGGUGAGAAGCCAUUUCAUUGCCCUUCUUGCUCGCUGAGCUUCUCACAAAAGGCCACUCUCAACAAACACCUACAGGUCCACACUGGCAAGCGACCGUUUCAGUGUCAUUUGUGCCUUCGGAGCUUCUCACAGAGAUCCAGCCUGAGUGUUCAUUUACGCAUCCACGCGGGCGAGCGACCGUACUGCUGCACCAUCUGCUCCAAGUCCUUUGUGGUGGCCAGUCAUUUGAAGAGACAUAUGAAAACAACGCACCAGGACAACUCUGAGAUCAAACCAUCCAUCCUCUCCAACAACUACCCAAGUCGCAACAGUGACUUCUCAUCCCCUGUGGCUUCUGGGACAUUGAAACUGGAAGACUGUUCUGUCUGAAAACACGCAUGAGGGUCCAAACAGGAUCAAAGCAUCCAUCGUGCCCAACAACUACCGUGGAGGACAAGUCGCAACAAGGACACCUCCACCGUUGUGAUUGCUGUGACUUUGGAACUGGAAAACUAUCCGAUCUGAAAGC